Messenger RNA from Oncorhynchus gorbuscha (pink salmon), 3273 nucleotides. RefSeq names its product cullin-associated NEDD8-dissociated protein 1-like. The record is from RefSeq and is a predicted model, not a curated record. Gene Ontology annotation, cellular component: nucleus. NCBI's taxonomy places the organism in Eukaryota, Metazoa, Chordata, Actinopteri, Salmoniformes, Salmonidae. Gene Ontology annotation, biological process: protein ubiquitination; SCF complex assembly.
GAACUCAUCUGGUUCUGCAGCUCCUCCUCUCUGCAGAGCAAAGUGACAUCCUCCAUUCAAACACAUCCAAACAAAACUCCGCAGGAUGAGACUAAAUUCUCUGCUAUUCCGCCGCUGAUCAUCACUUCGCUCCCAUCCAAAAGGAAAAGUGACAGUGGGAAACUGAGUCGAUUUCAAUCGUUUAAAGAGACGUAAAAAUAGCGAAAUUAAAAGUGGAUAAGAGUUUCCGCUCCGUCGCUACUCCAACAGACUGCAAACAUGGCGAGCGCCUCGUACCAUAUCUCUAAUCUAUUGGAAAAAAUGACAUCAAGCGACAAGGAUUUCAGAUUCAUGGCCACCAACGACCUGAUGUCGGAGCUGCAGAAAGACUCCAUCAAGCUGGACGAUGACAGUGAACGCAAGGUGGUCAAGAUGAUCCUCAAGCUACUGGAAGACAAAAACGGAGAGGUCCAGAAUCUAGCCGUCAAAUGCCUGGGCCCGUUGGUCAGUAAGGUGAAGGAGUACCAGGUGGAGACUAUAGUGGACACCCUGUGUACCAACAUGCUGGCAGACAAGGAGCAGCUCCGAGACAUCUCCAGCAUCGGACUGAAGACGGUCAUAGGAGAACUACCCCCUGCGUCCAGCGGCUCGGCCCUGGCUGCCAGUGUGUGUAAAAAGAUAACAGGCCGUCUGACCAGUGCCAUCGCCAAGCAGGAGGAUGUGUCAGUUCAGCUGGAGGCUCUGGACAUCAUGGCUGACAUGCUCUGCAGACAGGGUGGUCUCCUGGUGAACUUUCACCCCUCCAUCCUGUCCUGCCUGCUUCCUCAGCUGACCAGCCCCCGCCUGGCGGUGAGGAAGAGGACCAUCAUCGCUCUGGGUCACCUGGUCAUGUCCUGUGGGAACCUGGUGUUUGUGGACCUGAUUGAACACCUGCUGUCAGAGUUGUCUCGUAACGACUCCAUGUCCACCACCCGUACCUACAUUCAGUGUAUCGCAGCCAUCAGCAGACAGGCCGGACACAGGAUCGGUGAGUACUUGGAGAAGAUCAUUCCUCUGGUGGUGAAGUUCUGUAACAUAGACGACGAUGAGCUGAGAGAAUACUGCAUCCAGGCCUUCGAGUCCUUCGUCAGGAGGUGUCCAAAGGAGGUUUAUCCACAUGUGGGCACUGUCAUUAGCAUCUGUCUGAAGUAUUUAACCUACGACCCCAACUAUAACUACGAUGACGAGGAUGAAGAUGAGAAUGCCAUGGAUGCUGACGGAGCAGACGAAGACUAUCAAGGAAGUGAUGACGAGUACAGCGACGACGACGACAUGAGCUGGAAGGUUCGCCGUGCGGCCGCCAAGUGUCUGGACGCCGUGGUCAGCACACGCCACGAGAUGCUGCCGGAGUUCUACCGGACCGUGUCGCCCGCGCUCAUCGCCCGCUUCAAGGAGCGGGAGGAGAACGUGAAGGCUGACGUGUUCCAUGCCUACCUGUCGUUGCUGAAGCAGACACGUCCUGCUCAGAGCUGGCUGUGUGACCCAGAUGCCAUGGAACAGGGAGAGACUCCACUCACCAUGCUGCAGAACCAGGUGCCAAUGAUCGUUAAGGCCCUGCAUAAGCAGAUGAAGGAGAAAAGUGUCAAAACAAGACAGUGCUGCUUCAACAUGCUGACGGAGCUGGUCAACGUGCUGCCUGGAGCCCUCACACAACAUAUCCCUGUCCUCGUACCAGGAAUCAUCUUCUCUCUCAACGACAAGUCCAGCUCGUCCAACCUGAAGAUCGACGCCCUGUCCUGUCUGUAUGUGGUCCUGUGUAACCACCAGCCCCAAGUCUUCCACCCUCAUGUCCAGGCCCUGGUGCCGCCCGUGGUGGCGUGUGUAGGAGACCCCUUCUAUAAGAUCACCUCUGAGGCCCUGCUGGUCAGCCAACAGCUGGUCAAGGUCAUCAGACCUCUGGACCAGCCGGAGAGGAACACCUUCGAUGCUUCUCCCUACAUCACUGACCUCUUCACCUGCACCAUCAAACGCCUCAAGGCCGCCGACAUCGACCAGGAAGUGAAAGAGAGGGCCAUUUCCUGUAUGGGUCAGAUCAUCUGUAACCUAGGAGACAGCCUGGGGGACGACCUCCCUGGGACGCUGCACAUCUUCCUGGAGCGACUGAAGAAUGAGAUUACCAGACUGACCACGGUCAAGGCCCUCACACUCAUCGCAGGCUCCACGUUGAAGAUCGACCUUCGACCUAUCCUCGACGAGGCGGUGCCCAUCCUGGCUUCGUUCCUGCGUAAGAACCAGCGGGCGCUGAAGCUGAGCACCCUGGCCGCGCUGGACAUCCUGGUGAAGAACUACAGCGACAGCGUGACUCCGGCCAUGAUCGACGCGGUGCUGGCCGAGCUACCUCCGCUGAUCAGCGAGAGCGACAUGCACGUGUCCCAGAUGGUCAUCAGCUUCCUGACCACCCUGGCCCGGGUCCACCCUCUCUCCCUGGCUAAGAUCGGGGGGUCGUCCAUCCUCUCGGAGCUCAUCUCUCUGGUCAGGUCUCCUCUGCUGCAGGGAGGGGCCCUCAGUGCCAUGCUAGAGUUCUUCCAGGCUCUGGUGGGUACAGGGACAUCCUCUCUGGGUUACAUGGACCUGCUCCGUAUGCUGACCGGUCCAGUCUACGCCCAGAGUGCUGCUCUAACGCACAAACAGUCCUACUACUCCAUCGCUAAAUGUGUGGCCGCCCUGACCCGUGCCUGUCCUGAUGAGGGUCCUGCCGUGGUAGGCCAGUUCAUCCAGGAUGUGAAGAACUCUCGGUCGACAGACUCCAUCAGGCUGCUGGCUCUGCUGUCACUGGGAGAGGUGGGACACCACGUAGACCUGAGCGGCCAACCGGAGCUCAAGACGGUCAUCCUGGACGCCUUCUCUUCCUCCUCCGAAGAGGUCAAGUCUGCCGCAUCCUACGCCCUGGGAUCCAUCGCCGUGGGCAACCUGCCGGAAUACCUGCCCUUCGUUCUGGGGGAGAUCUCGGGACAGCCCAAGAGGCAGUACCUGCUGCUACACUCACUCAAAGAGAUCAUCAGCUCGGCGUCUGUGACUGGUCUGAAACCCUACGUCGAGGGAGUAUGGACCCUGCUGUUGAAGCACUGUGAGUGUGCCGAGGAGGGCACCAGGAACGUGGUCGCAGAAUGUCUGGGGAAACUCACCCUCAUAGACCCAGAAACCCUGCUGCCCAGGCUUAAAGGAUACCUGCUCUCAGGAUCAUCUUAUGCAGGCUAUGUGACAGCAGUGAAGUUCACCAUCUCAGACCACCCACAGACAAUAGACCCUUCCUGA